UUAUCACCACUGCUGUUGCGGGUUAUCUACCAUUUUAUCGGUAGGAAUCAACAUUAAUCGCGGGACAUGCGCGUCAUACCAGUGCGUCAAUUGGGACGGUUGGCUACUAUCGAGUUGCUGUUGCGUGACUGACAGCGGCAGCUGAAUGCAGAAUCUUCUCAUGGGACCUGGGCGGCUAUGGUGGUGCGCCUGCCUGAUCUGGAACGGGGCAAUGUGAAGAGCUCACAUACUUUUAGAAACUAGAUGACAGAGCAACACUCUUCCUCUGGCAGCUGCGAUCAUUCGGGAUGAGAACUGUCACGGGCGGUCGCCUUCUGUUUAGGGGACGCACAUGAGAACAGGAAAUUAGCCUAUAGAUUUUAAUCAAGAGGAGGUAGCUAAUCUGCUUAAUCAUUGGCAAGUGGUCCCGCGGUGAAUAGUAGGCUAUGGGAUCACUAUGUUGUCCCGAAAAGGACUGGUCCCUGACGACUACUUGCUGACCCGCUUGGCUGAGGAUGUCCAGCAGCCUAAAUUCAAGGGGAAAGCGCGGAAGGCUCGGUUCGUUGCCAAAAAUGGAACUUGUAAUGUGGCCCACACGAACAUUCGCGAACAAGGACGGUUCCUACAGGAUGUUUUCACCACUUUAGUGGAUCUAAAAUGGCUUCACACACUUAUAAUUUUCACCAUGUCGUUUCUAUGCAGCUGGCUGCUGUUUGCGAUGGCGUGGUGGCUCAUUGCCUUUGCACACGGCGACCUGGAUCAAAAAGGUGACGACUUUGUCCCUUGCGUAACGGACAUCCACUCCUUCUCCUCCGCUUUCCUUUUCUCCAUAGAGGUGCAGGUGACCAUCGGAUUCGGUGGACGCAUGGUGACAGAGGAAUGCUUGUCCGCCAUAGUGGUCCUCAUCAUUCAGAACAUCGUGGGCUUGCUGAUUAACGCCAUCAUGCUGGGGUGUAUAUUUAUGAAGACCGCCCAGGCGAACCGGCGCGCCGAGACGCUGAUCUUCAGCAAGCACGCUGUCAUUUCCAUCCGAAAUAACAGGCUCUGCUUUAUGAUCCGUUUAGGGGACCUGAGGAAGAGCAUGAUAAUCAGCGCCACCGUGCGGAUGCAGGUGGUAAGGCGUAGCACCACUCCGGAGGGCGAGGUGGUCCCUCUGGACCAGAUAGACAUUCACAUGGACAACCCCGUGGGGACCAACGGUAUUUUCCUGGUGGCCCCUCUUAUCAUAUGUCACAUUAUCAACAAAGACAGCCCGCUCUAUGAGCUGUCACCAGCGGACUUACAAAAGAAUGACAUCGAGGUGAUAGUGGUGCUGGAGGGGGUGGUGGAGACCACGGGGAUAACCACCCAGGCCCGGACAUCCUACCUGUCCGAGGAGAUACUGUGGGGGCAGCGCUUUGUGCCCACUAUAACCGAGGAAGAGGGCACGUACGCGGUAGACUACUCCAAAUUCGGUAACGCGAUUAGAGUACCGACACCCAGCUGCAGUGCCAAGAAACUGGAUGAGGACGGAGGCAUCGCCAGGUUUAAGCUGCACGAGCACUCCACCCCUCGGCCGUCGGUGAGAAGGCGGCAACUCUCACUGCGCAUCAAGCGUCAAAGCACCAUCAGCCCACUAGCCUAAACAUACAACUUUAAUCAAAAGGAGUGGAUAGUGCCAAUGCAUUUUGUAUAUGAAAUUGAGAUUUUUAUUACCAGCAUCAUUUUCAUGGAUAUUUUUGUAAUGUUACAGAAAUGCUGUUUAUUAUGUCCAAUGAUGUUCUGAUUCUGGGCUCUGGGACCCAAAAGGUGUGCAUGCAUGUUCUAGCCCAGCACACACCUUCAACCAAGGACUAUAUGUUUAAAUGAAUCCAGUGUUGGGCUAGAACAAAACCCUGCACACCCUGUAGUAUUAAGUCAGGACCAGGAUUAAGCAUGGUAGCCAUGUGCCCCUACAUACUGCAAUGUUAAAUGUACUAUAUUACCUGAAAGCGUUAGGUGAUUUUAGGGGCCUAAACAUCCUGCCGUUCUAUCAAACCCAGAACAUGCACGUAUCAAAUACCUUAUACUCAGGGUGCUCAAUGAAAACAUAUGAAUUAUGAAACGCAGUUGGAUAGAUGUGUAACAUUAUACAAAGCUAUGCAAUUAUCCAGUUUGAAGGCACAGGCCAGCGUGUGUGUGUGUAUUAGACUGGUGCCCAACACUCCUCCCGGACAACUGGGCUCCUUGCAGGCUUUUCAUCUGACCCUGCAUGAAAACAAUAGCAGACACUGUAGCCCUUCGAGGACUUGACCAGCGCUGAUCUACAUAAUGAUGCUCUUGUAUGGUAAAAACAUAUUGUCUUAUGCAAAGCUUGACAUGGAAAUAAAGGAAUGCCUGUUGACAUGUACUGUACAGUAUGUGUGUGUUUGCGUGGAUGAUAUGCAGAGGAGAACUUCCUUGAAAAGUGACCUGUUUUCCUUGUGAAGUUA
Molecule: messenger RNA, 2429 nt
Organism: Oncorhynchus gorbuscha (pink salmon)
Lineage: Eukaryota; Metazoa; Chordata; Actinopteri; Salmoniformes; Salmonidae
Product: ATP-sensitive inward rectifier potassium channel 11-like
Exons: 1
Coding region: 437-1603 (388 amino acids)
Biological process (GO): regulation of monoatomic ion transmembrane transport; potassium ion import across plasma membrane
Cellular component (GO): plasma membrane
Molecular function (GO): ATP-activated inward rectifier potassium channel activity
Source: RefSeq, a predicted model, not a curated record